UCCAUUUGCAAGCGAUUGGUUGUUGCCGUUAGGUCGCCAUGGGUGAUGCAGACGCUGUGGAGGGGUGCAUGUUGGGAUAUUUUUCUCAAGAAAUAAUGGUGAAGGUCUUUGCAUAAACCAAAAAUGAAGCGUGUUUUCACUCUUUCGGAGAAAGCUUGGCAAGGAUCUUGUUUGCAGUACAAGUGGCAGAAGACACUCGGGAAUUACAUCGCUGUUGCUGGACCUGACAGUUCGGUAAAAAUAUUUGAUCGGCAUGGACAAAGGAGAAAUGAACUGAACUUACCGGGAAAGUGUCUGGCAAUGGACUGGGAUAAAGAUGGAGAUACGUUGGCCGUCAUUGCCGACAAGUCCAGCAGUAUUUACCUGUGGGACGCCAACGUCAACAAAACGUCCCAGCUUGACAGUGGAAUGAGGGAUCAGAUGUCCUUCAUCCUUUGGUCGAAGACGGCGUCUCUGCUGGCGGUGGGAACAGCCAAAGGCAACCUGCUCAUCUAUAACCAGCAGACCUCACGCAAGAUCCCUGUCCUGGGUAAACACACGAAGCGGAUCACAUGUGGCUGCUGGAGUUCCCAAAACCUGCUGGCGCUGGGCAGCGAGGACCGCAACGUGACCGUGAGCAACCACGAGGGGGACACCAUCCGCCAGACUCAGGUGCGGUCGGAUCCAGCAGACGUCCAGUUCUCUGUGAUGAAGACGGAUGAAAGAGCAUCACCGGGGGAGAGCACAGUGAGCGUGGUGGUCGGGAGGAAGACCCUGUUUCUCUUCAACCUCAACGACCCAGACAACCCCAUCGAGCUGGCCUUCCAGCAGCGCUACGGCACCAUCAUCGCCUACCGCUGGUACGGAGAUGGCUACAUCAUGAUUGGCUUCUCGCAGGGGUACUUUGUGGUGAUCUCCACCCACAUCCGGGAGAUCGGUCAGGAGCUCUUCCAGGCUCACAACCACAAGGACAGCCUGACCAGCAUCGCCAUCUCCCAGUCCCUGAACAAGGCUGCCUCCUGUGGAGACAACUGCAUAAAGAUUCACGACUUGACAGAGCUGAAGGACAUGUAUGCGAUUGUCAACCUGGAUGAUGAAACUAAAGGACUGGACCAGCUCUCGUGGACGGAUGACGGGCAGCUGUUGGCGAUCUCCAGCCAGCGUGGCACGCUCCACGUGUUCCUCACCAAGCUGCCCAUCCUGGGGGACACGUGUGGGACCAGGGUGGCCUACCUCACCUCCCUGCUGGAGGUCACCGUGGCCAAUCAGGUGGAGGGGGAGUCUCCUGUCGCAGUGGAAGUGGAGGUAGAGCCCAACUUCAUUGGCAUUGGGCCGGACCACGUUGCCGUGGGGAUGAACAACCGCGCGUGGUUCUAUGCUCUUGGAGACGGUGGUGUGGAGAAGCUGAAGGACACAGAGUAUCUGGGGACUGUGGCCAGCAUGUGUCUGAACUCUGACUACGCUGCGGCUCUGUUCGAGGGGAAGGUGCAGCUUCACAUGAUUGAAGGUGAAGAACAGGAGGUGCAGGAGGACAGACAGACACGGCUGUUCCCCGGUCGGGAUGAUAAGUGUCGAAUCCUGGCCCACGCCCUCACCGCCGACUUCCUCUUCUACGGCACGGACACGGGGGUGAUCCAGUGCUUCUACAUGGAGGACUGGCAGUACGUCAACGAGCACCGGCACCCUGUGGGCAUCCGCAAGCUCUGCCCCGACCCCAACGGCACGCGCCUGGUCUUCAUCGACGACAAGAACGACGGCUUCCUGUACUGCCCGGUGAACGACUCUGUGUACGAAAUCCCAAACUUCGCACCGACCAUAAAAGGCGUCCUGUGGGAGAACUGGGCAAUGGACAAGGGCGUUUUUGUGGCCUACGAUGAUGACAAGGUCUACACCUACGCCUUCCACAAAGACACCAUCCAGGGCUCCAAAAUCAUCCUGGCGGGAGGCACCAAGCUGCCCUUCUCCCACAAGCCCCUGCUGCUGUACAACGGCGAGCUGACGUGCCAGACGGCGAGCGGGAAGACCAGCAGCGUGGUGCUCGGCACACACGGCUUCCUGCACGGGACCUGGAAGGACCAGCCGCCUGCCGAGCUCACACGCAUGCUGCCCCAGGCCCUCAUGCUGAAGAGGUUUUCGGAGGCGUGGGAGUUGUGCAAGGUCCUGAACAGCACAGACUCGUGGGCGGAGCUUGGCCGGGCGUGUCUGCAUCACAUGGAGGUGGAGCUGGCCAUCCGCGUGUUCCGCAUGCUGCGCAGCGUGGGCAUGGUGAUGUCACUGGAGGGCAUCAAGGGCAUCGAGGACCAGAACCUGCUGGCAGGACACCUGGCCAUGUUCACCAACGACUUCAACCAAGCCCAGGACCUCUACCUGGCCUCCACCUGCCCCAUUGCUGCCCUGGAGAUGAGGAGGGACCUGCAGCACUGGGACAGUGCACUGCAGCUGGCUAAGAGACUGGCCCCCACACAGAUCCCCUUCAUAUCCAAGGAGUACGCCAUACAGCUGGAGUUUGUUGGAGACUAUGUGAAUGCACUGGCUCAUUAUGAAAAAGGAAUAACUGGUGAUAACAAGUUCCAGGAGCACGAUGAGGCCUGCGUAGGGGGCGUGGCUCGGAUGUCCAUCAGGAUGGGAGACAUCCGUCGAGGGGCCAAUCAGGCGAUUAAACACCCCAGCAGGCUGCUGAAGAAGGACUGUGGGAUGAUUCUGGAGAGCAUGAAGCAAUUCUCUGAGGCAGCCCAGCUGUAUGAGAAGGGCGAGUACUACGACAAGGCCGCCUCCGUCUACAUCCGCUGCAAGAACUGGGCAAAGGUGGGGGAACUCCUGCCCCAGGUGACCUCACCCAAGAUCCACCUGCAGUACGCCAAGGCCAAGGAGGCCGAUGGCAGGUACAAGGAGGCCGCCGUGGCGUAUGAGAGCGCCAAAGACUGGGACAACGUGAUCCGCGUGCAGCUGGACCACCUGAACAACCCCGAGGAGGCGGUGCGCAUCGUGCGCGAGACGCAGUCCAUCGACGGAGCCAAGAUGGUGGCCAGGUUUUUCCUGCGUCUGAGUGACUACGGCUCGGCCAUCCAGUUCCUGGUCCUGUCCAAGUGCAACGACGAGGCCUUCCAGCUCGCCCAGCAACACAGCCAGAUGGAGGUCUACGCUGACAUCAUCGGGUCUGAUGCCACGAUGGAGGACUACCAGAGCAUAGCCCUGUACUUUGAGGGGGAGAAGAGGCACCUGCAGGCGGGCAAGUUCUUCCAGAAGUGUGGCCAGUACAGCCGGGCCCUGAAGCACUUCCUGAAGUGUCCCAACACCGAUGACAACCUGGCGAUUGAGAUGGCCAUAGAAACCGUGGGGCAGGCCAAGGACGAAGCUCUGACCGGCCAGCUGAUCGAUUACCUGAUGGGAGAGAGUGACGGGAUGCCCAAGGAUGCCAAGUACCUGUUCCGUCUGUACAUGGCCCUGAAGCACUACAGAGAGGCGGCCCGAACCGCCAUCAUCAUCGCCCGGGAGGAGCAGUCUGCAGGAAACUACCGGAACGCCCACGACGUCCUCUUCAGCAUGUACACGGAGCUGCAGACACACAGCAUCCGCAUCCCGGCAGAGAUGGCCACCAACCUGAUGAUCCUCCACAGCUACAUCCUGGUCAAGGUGCACGUGAAGAGGGGAGACCACCUGAAGGGCGCACGCAUGCUGAUUCGAGUGUCCAACAACAUCAGCAAGUUCCCCUCCCACAUUGUGCCCAUCCUGACGUCGGCGGUGAUUGAGUGUCACCGGGCGGGGUUGAAGAACUCGUCCUUCAGCUUCGCCGCCAUGCUGAUGCGGCCGGAGUACCGCAACAAGAUCGACCUCAAGUACAAGAAGAAGAUCGAGGCCAUGGUCCGGCGCCCGGACACGUCAGAGCUGGAGGAGGAGACCACGCCCUGUCCGUACUGCAAUUUCAUGCUGCCAGAAUGUGAGCUUCUGUGUCCUGGGUGCAAGAACAACCUUCCCUACUGCAUCGCUACAGGCCGUCACAUGGUGAAGGAGGACUGGUCAGUGUGUCCUCACUGCAGCUUCCCUGCACUGCACUCAGAGUUCCUCGGGCUGCUGGAGACAGAGUCGGUGUGUCCCAUGUGCUCAGAGUCCCUGAGCACUGAGCAGGUGAAGAAGAUCACAGACUGCUCCAGCUACCUGCAGCCUGACGAACUGGAGCAGUGAUCACCCAGAGAUUCAAAAGAUAUAUUACGGCCUGCCAGUGGAAAAGGGAACAGAAUAUUUUCUUUGACAAUCAAUAAACAGGGCUAUGAUAAACGAUCGCAAUCAAAUGAUCCUUAUUCAUUUCAGACCUCACAGCCUAAAACCUUUGUCCAGCCCAAGCUAUGUAAUAUAUUAGCCAUGAUAAAAAAUGAGUGCAAUUUAAAUUCCCAAUAGAGGCAUUAGGGACAAAAAUGUAAAUGUGUUUAGCAGUUAGCAGGCGAUUGCCCCUGCCAUGGUCACCCUUUAGAGGCACACAUAUUGCACUGGUCACUGUUUUUGCUGGAGGUGCACUCUUGACCAUGUGUCUAUAAAUGAGGGGUACUUUUUAUCUAUCUGAAUACAUAUACACAAAUGCCAAGACUGGCAGAAGAGAUCCGGGACCAACCUGACAGAGAGUUUCCACGCCAAGGAGCGAGGCCGCGCCCAUUUAUGGGCACAUGUGAGGACCACUGCAGAUGCUGUUCUGGAACUUUUGGAAUCCACAUGUAUGUGCAGUGGGACCAUUUCUGAACAAGGCCGUUCUUUUUGACAUAACUGAAAAAGGGUCUCCACGGGUACCCAGGUGAAUCAACCCUUUAUCCCGUGUGUCAGGUUCAAAUGGAGGAUAAAAAAUAAAUAAAAAAACGCUAAAAUAUCAAUCUUGACACCAUUGUGGCUUUUUCCACUGGACCAUUGCCCUGACAUGUUGCACAUUAAUGUCUACAUUUAGAUUUUGAAAAAUGUAUUUGUAUUUUGUAACUAUUUACUAUAGUGCUUUUUGUAUGUACAGGUAUCGAUCAGUUUGCACCAAUGUUAAACGUGACUUGCGACAUUUUUCUGCAGUAAUAAAAUACUAUCUACAGUA
Conger conger (European conger) is the source of this 5044-nucleotide messenger RNA. It is a transcript of the gene wdr19, whose product is annotated as WD repeat domain 19. Lineage: Eukaryota; Metazoa; Chordata; Actinopteri; Anguilliformes; Congridae. Gene Ontology annotation, molecular function: protein binding. The transcript is spliced from 37 exons. The coding region runs from base 124 to 4161 and encodes 1345 amino acids. The record is from RefSeq and is a predicted model, not a curated record. Gene Ontology annotation, cellular component: intraciliary transport particle A; cilium. Gene Ontology annotation, biological process: intraciliary retrograde transport; cilium assembly.